ACCGACGGCCACCACCUAGAGAGCAGUGGCGGCCCUAGUGCCCCACGGACGUCUGCAAUUCGAUUCCAGACUUUAAGUCCAUAUUUCGCCCAAACUAGCAUCCCAAGAGGUUAGGAAAGUAUGGAGAAAUAAUAUAAUGUACUUGAGUCAAUAGUGUUAGAAUAAUAUAAUGAUAAACUUACUCAAGAAAAAUGAAAGAUACAAUAGUGUAUAUAUAGAAAUGCGAAGCAGUGUACACCGUAAUGAGUCAAGAAAUAAUACAAACCCACCUUCCUCCCUAACUCUCUCUUCCCUAAAAAAAACCCUAGCUUUUCCCCUUUUCACGUUUCCUUGGUCGCCGAAGCCAUAACUGGCGUGCAGUUCAUCCCCUAGCCUUGGUUGGCAUUUGAUACACCUUGUAUCAAGUGGUGCUCUCAUUCCCGACCUCAUGGCAGCUUCCUCUGGAUUCCUCAAUGGUGACCUGGGCUGAUAUCAUGCAAGCGAUAAUUACAAGCUAACAAACUUUGUGUUGCGGAGAUCGCAGCCAAUAAACAUCACGUUGUGGACGUUCGUAGGCCUCAAUCUGUUCCUUCCUAGGCCGGCUGGCGGGCCACCACCAUCACGCACAACACCGCCAUCAUUUGACCUGGCACCGCUUAUCCGCGUGGAUGCGCCACGCUUCUCAGGAGACGAUACCGGAUGGAUUUUCUACGUACAAAAGUAAUUCGAUUUUUUCUUGAUGCUGGAGCCCGAAAAAUUAUAGUUGGUCGCGGUGUUGAUUAAUCAUCCGGCUUCUGAAUGGUUCCUUUAUUAACAAGCAAAUAAUCGUGAGGCUACUUGGCAGGAGUUUUUAGAGGCAGUUCAUCAACGUUUUGAUCUGGACUACUACGAGAAUUACGUGGGGUUAUUAUCCAGACUUCACUUACACAAACAUUCACCAUCCUGGAAUAUCAAUCUGCUUUCGAAACUAUUCUCAGUAAAGUGUCUGAGGUCCCCGAUGCCAUGUUGAUUGUGAUGUAUGUGGUCGGGCUUAAACAACCGUUACAUCGUGAGGUGAAUCUCCGUUGUCCAGCAACCCUUCAAGCAACGUUUGCCUUGGCUAGGGAGCUCUCGGCAUGCCUUUAAGAGGUGGUUGUUUCUUUUGACACUGUGGGUCGUUGUCCAUGGCAGACAUGUCCCGCUUCUGCCCUAACAGCGGGCCUUCUUCCCACACCAAGCCAUGCAGCGGAGCCGUACUCUUCCCAACCACACCACACUGACAAAGCUUCGUCCUUACCGGUGGUUUGGCUAACACAUGCAGAGAAAACAGAACGGAGUAAGAAAGGCUUGUAUUGGUAUUGUGAUGAAAAAUGGACUUCGUCCCAUAAUUGCAAGCACCGUUUUCUAGUUCUCAUGGGACCGGACAAUGACGAGGAAGGGUCAAAUUCUAUGGAGAAUAUGGAGUUAUCAGCGGAUGCACCGGUGAUUUUGACGGAUGUUUCUAGCAUACAUUCUUUGGCGGGCAGCGUGAGCCCUCGCUCCUUGCGGCUGGCCGGUAUAAUUUAAUAUGGGGUGGUCCAAGUCUUUUUGGAUGGGGGCACACACACAACUUCAUCCAUCCUGCGGUGGCCGAGCAGUUGGCUUUACCCUUGCAACCGGUCUCCCCAUUCCACAUUUAUGUUGGUAACGGUGAUUCUCUACGUUGUACUUAUUCGUGCCCACAUACAUUGUUUUCUUUGCAAGGCCAUUGUUUUGAAGUUAAUUUAUACUCCGUAUCUCCUAGCGAUUCACAGACUUGAUGUGGUUUUGGGUGUUCAGUGGUUGCAAACAUUGGGGAAAGUCGCCCACGAUUAUGCGCAAAUGACUAUGGGGUUUUCAUGGAAAGGUGGUAUGGUGACGUUACGAGGUGACCACACCCGCACCCAGUGACGUAUAGCCAAUUUUGCACGUUUGUGGCAACCUCGGAUGCCCAAGAUUUUUAUGAGCUACUACUGACUGAUUCAGAGCCACCUGGCGAGCAACCUGUGAGCACCUCGAAUUGCUCAUUCUGGCGGCGGUGCUGGAACCAGUUCGGGCAGUUUUGGUGGCUUAGUCAGCCGUUCAUGAGGGGUUGCCGUCGUCUCGGUGUUCGUACCAUCACAUUCAUUUGGCUCCAGGAACCCAACCCAUAAAUGUUAGACCGUAUCAGUACCCCUACUUUCAAAAAAAUGGAGAUUGAACAUCAAGUAUGAAAGAUGCUUAACCAAGGCCUUAUUCGCCCGGGCCAUAGCCCCUUUUCGUCCCCGGUUUUGUUGGUACAUAAGAAAGACGGCACGUAUCGUCCCCGAACUGACCCGACCCGAACCGAUUAUACUCCCUCCGUCCCACUCUUUUUGUCCACUUUCAUUUUUGCACACCAUCCAAGGCACUUUUUUAAUC
Cuscuta campestris is the source of this 2376-nucleotide messenger RNA. NCBI's taxonomy places the organism in Eukaryota, Viridiplantae, Streptophyta, Magnoliopsida, Solanales, Convolvulaceae. The record is from the annotation of a GenBank genome assembly.